UUAUAUAUAGAUAUGCUUAAUCGUGCUAUUAACACAGGGUUUCGUAAAGCAUUGCCAUCAUUCACAUUCUCAUCAAGAAGUAAGCAAUCCUACUUAAGCCCCUCUAGAUGGCCCAUACAACCCAAACAGAUACAGACAUUAUUUGAACCCAAACUUCUUCUAAUCCAACAAAGAGAUUGCUGAUAUCGCCAAAUCAUAACAAGUCCCACUUCCAGGUAAUCUGAAUUCAUUACUACUUCAGUUCGAAAUGUCAGACAUGUCAACCCAGUCAGAUAAUCUGGUCCUCUUCCUCCAUAUGAUGGACCCUAUACGUAUUUUUAUCCUUCAUAAUCAAAAUUAGAAUGGAAGACGUAAGAGCUGUUUGGUAGAAUACUUCCAUCGGUAGAUAAGGAACAUGGAGUUGUUAGAUGGAUCCCGAUGAAAUCAUGAGAAGAGUCCCAGGUGUCUUACUUAUUCUAUUUUGUAGGAAUCACUAGAAGAGAAGUUGAAAAGAUCUUAAAUAUGGGAUUGACACCAUAAGAAUAAGUUGAUUUUGCAUAUUUGGUUUAUAACUGUGGUUUCGAUGUGGAUUAUGUUCCAAACAGCGUUUAUGUUGCAAGAUAGGUCGUUACCAAUUCAAAAGGAGAAAAAGUUGAAAUCUUAUGGAAUGUCUAAGUUCUUGAAGAUCUAGCCAAAUUACCUGUAGGAUUUGCUCCUGUGAGGGAACUAAUUGAUUAUCAUUGGGAAAUCUUUCUUUGGUCAGAUCCAAUGAUCAAACCAACAGGUGAUUUAGAUCUUGGUGUUCCUAAUACCUGGUUUGAAUACGAAUGCGAAUGUAAUUAUAUCCUUUUGCAUUUUCUAUAGGGGGAGGUGAAAUGGUUGGAAUUGAAGAUUAAUUCAACAUCCCAGAAAGUGAUAGAGUAUUCCCAUCUCCAAGAAAUCCUAAUUGCAGAAGAGAACUCUGGAAAUCUCAGGAUGAUAUCCAAGAAUAAUUAGAAAUGGAAGGUAAAACUCAGUUUAAUCCAUUUUUUAGAUGAAAAUUGGUAUCCUAAAGGAACAUCAUAUAAUAUCUACCAGUAAGCAGACUAUAAAAAAGUAACUAAAUCAGACAGCACAUUUUAAGAAAAAAUAUGAUCAUUUAAACAUAUUAGUGCAAUUAUAAUAUUAUAUAAUCUUCUAAAG
Paramecium octaurelia is the source of this 1161-nucleotide messenger RNA. Lineage: Eukaryota; Ciliophora; Oligohymenophorea; Peniculida; Parameciidae. The record is from the annotation of a GenBank genome assembly.